AUGUCGACACACUCACCCUCUCCGUCACCGUUGCAGGUGGCAACCAACAGCAGCUCAGCCGACGAGACCAAGAUGCCGAAGGGACACUGUCGGUACAUCCUACUUCUCCCCGAAAUCAAGGGCCAGAGGUGCGCAUGCGUCUGUUUCUCGCUCAACAAGGGCAUUCCUGGCGCCACCUGCGACUGUGGCCACCUGGCUUGUUUCCACAACAACGAGCCUGAGCCGUCAACGGAGCAGAAGCACGAGCUGGAGCUGCUGAAGAAGCGGAUACAGCACCUCGAAGAUCAGCUCUCCAAGGAGCAAGACGACGUAUUGGACAGUGUUGUCAGCAGGCUAAACGAAGUCGAAGACCAUCUCGAAAAGACCAGGGACGAGUUCAGCGAGCAGAUCAAAGGUGCCUACCGGAACGUCAGCAUGACGUGGCGCUCCAUCGAGCAGGCCGAGCGCAAGAACCAGCAGCAGGAUGAGCAGCUCGGCCAGAUUUACGACAAGCUUAGAGACCACGACGAGCGGCUCGACAGAUUGCAUGCCGGGCAAUUGGAACUCCGCGAUGCUGACCUCAGCCUGGAAGAGCGCAUCGAGAACUUGACGGAAACGCUGGAAGAAGAGGAGGAAUUGCGCCUAGCGUCGGCAGCAGCAUCAGUAUCGGCCAGGGGCCCCAGGAGGAGAUCAACAUCCGACGCGUCCCGCCCAAACGCCGGCCCUUUGGGCCCUUUAGGGCUAGGCUCCGCCGCUCCGCCCUCAUCACGCAUCGCACCCCCCCAAACAUGCCGAUCGUCGCCGUCGACAGGCCUGUCGGGCAACAGCGGCAGGCAAGGAUAUACCGGCGGACCCGAGCGCGACGCGAACAGCUACCGCCAAGCGACCCAGUUAAUGAGACCUCGGCCGACACCGGCCGCCUCGGCCGCCUCGGCCAGGUCCACAGGCGCGUGGACAGUCCACAUCUCUCUCCUUCCACAUGCCUAUGUCCCAAUGCCGUUCGAGCGGAACACCAACGCGUACCAGCGCUGCCUGUCGCGGGGUCUGCACCAGGUGGUGGCAGUGCAGGGUCCGGAUGCGGCGUCGUUCGCAGCGGCGGUGGAGAAGGCGUUUGGCCAGUUCCUGCGGGGCCGCGAGUGGAUGCCGCUGCAGGCCAAACUGUGCGACGCCGAGACGCUGCAGGGUCUGCCGAUGCUGCGGCAACUGGAGCCCAGCCUGAUCGAGUCAGCGGGAGGCAAGUAUGACCACGAGUUUCUGCGGCGCCACUGCGCUGUCUGCGACUCGAGAGACAUGAUCGACUCUUUGUACAUCGCCAUGCGCCGACACACCAUUUCGUGGCACACAUUGCGACACUCCCCCGUUUUCAUGGAGGGGUUAGAAGACUGCUGGGCCUAUGAUCCCCUUCUGGACACGGACCCUUUUGAUGGCGACAUGGCCGUCGACGAUGAGGAUCGGCCGGCUGCGGGUGACCUCACCAUGUCGCUGCCCGUGUCCGUGUCGGUGCCUGGGCUGAAGAAGAGGCCCCUGGCCGAGAUGUCAAGGUCCAACAGUUUCGGCUCGACAGGCGCUGCUGUCGAUGCCAGCGCC
Messenger RNA from Canariomyces notabilis, 1566 nucleotides. RefSeq lists its product as uncharacterized. The transcript has a single exon. NCBI's taxonomy places the organism in Eukaryota, Fungi, Ascomycota, Sordariomycetes, Sordariales, Chaetomiaceae. The record is from RefSeq and is a predicted model, not a curated record. The annotation marks the transcript as partial.